Molecule: messenger RNA, 1883 nt
Organism: Cryptotermes secundus
Lineage: Eukaryota; Metazoa; Arthropoda; Insecta; Blattodea; Kalotermitidae
Exons: 2
Coding region: 50-1390 (446 amino acids)
Source: RefSeq, a predicted model, not a curated record
CCAGACUUUCAUUUGCUCACAGCACCUGCCGCAGUCUGACAUCGCCAGCAUGAGUUGUGUCACCAAGUUCAUACUGCUCCUUAUAGUCGCUGCAUGUGUCCAAGGUACAGACUGCCGACUUAAUGGAGAGCAACUACGACAGUUGCUGCAGAAGAUAUAUUCUCUUCCCGAACGACGACAUGAAGUAUCUCGUAGAAACAUCGCAGAUCUAUCAAAUAUUCGAGGUACUGGAAUAUUCCAGGAACCAUCUUCAAGAGAUCUCGACGUUGGUUUCGCUGUUGGAGUCAAAGAUGAUAGUAAUGACAGUGAUCUGAUCAACGAUCACCAGUGGAAAGCUUCAUAUUCGCCGAUUUCUAUUUCUAACAUCAAUCAACUCAACCCUGGCUCAAAUUCUCUAGAAGAACCAUCAUCAAAAGAACUUAACAUUGGAGUAUUCGUGGAUCCAAAGAACGGUGUAUCAUAUUACAAUCCGGGAUAUGUACCAAGAAUCAGUUUGAAUGUUAAACCAGUAGUUGACGAUAUACUUCAGGAGAAAUAUGAUCCCCUGGUACACAGCGUGGGACAGCCUAAUUCUGGGAUUGUCCCAAACGUACAUCCUGUACUAUUUAAUCCUUACCAAAAAUCUCUCUUGAUUAAUCCUUCCAGUUUUGGUCUAUAUUCCACAUCUAGUCCAAUAACAGAUUAUUUGGGAAGCUCCACUGACAGAGCCUACAAAUUGAAUAGGCUUCCUUAUCCUUACCAGACCGAUCCUGAACUAACGUCUCUCACAGGUGUCACCUCUCGGUUCGCGCGUCUAGAUGCCGAGAGGAUUCCGAAUUUGAAUCAGUUACAGCAUAUCAACUACCCGUACCGUGGUCCUUACCAACAACCAUUCAAUGUUGCAGGCAAAAUUUCCUACAGCCCGACGCGUUUCAAUGAUAUUUCAGACACAUUCCCUGAAAAGUUGUAUCAGCAACUGAUCGCAGCAAACAAGUUAGAUUACAGUACAAAUCCUGAAAGUUAUCCUCCUUUCAGUGUCGUAAGGCAUUAUGAAAAGUUUUACGGUCGAGUUCCUAACCCUGUGGCCGACAUCAGGUAUUUUCCACCUUCGGAGAACCUACAGAAUGUGAUCCGUGUAGAGGAAAACCUUCCUAAAGGAACCUACAGGUAUGUUGCUGAACCAGUUGUGAUUAGGCAUGAACGAGAACAACCAGAAGUGAUCUUGAACCAGCAAGGAGCACCCGUGAUAUCAGCUCAGCCAUAUGGGAAUCACGAAGUGGGGACCUUCAGACUGAGGAAUGAUCAUGGCUACCAAGUCCAGAUGGACGUCCCGCCAGCUCCCACCGACCAGUCUUCAGACGGUGUCUUGGUCAUGGAGAUGAAAGCGACUCUCUACCGUCCCUUGGAUUAAAAUAUCCCUCUAGAUUCCAUAAAUAAGGCUUCUAGUUCAUGUACAGAAGUUGAUCGUCAUUUUUUUCGGUCGAAGUGCCCCGUUAAGCCAGCCCCGAAAUACAAUAAUCCAUUCAGUCUAGGAAAAGUUGCAAAGAAUUUACAAGGGGAGAAAAACAUUUGCCCACAUAGCAUUAUACAUCGAAGUUAUCGGCCAAUUGAUUAACUAAUGACAUUACAUUUGAAAUUUUCAAUGGGGUAAAUAUUCUUAUUGGAAUCUUCUUGAAUACAACGUCGUAUAAUCUGGAGGCUGGGUGAAAAUAUUUCCAAAGAACACAUUACAACUCUAUUUAUGCUAAUCUGAAGAUGGAGGCAGUACGUUUCUGCAAAACGACAGGCUGCCAUACUGCAAUGUGUCAUUACUCAGAAGACUGCAACAUAUUUCAGUGCUUAGGUUAACUUUGUUUUGUUCGUGCUUUAAUGAGUAAUAAAUACAUCCUUCUUUUUCUUAUUAA